Messenger RNA from Ruditapes philippinarum (Manila clam), 3620 nucleotides. RefSeq names its product TRAF-type zinc finger domain-containing protein 1-like. Gene Ontology annotation, molecular function: zinc ion binding. Lineage: Eukaryota; Metazoa; Mollusca; Bivalvia; Venerida; Veneridae. The record is from RefSeq and is a predicted model, not a curated record.
CCUAUUGUACAUGUCUGCCAUCAUUUCCAUUUCAAGAUCUGCGACUAAUUUCAGCUGUGCCUCUGUAAUUCCAGCCAUUUUGAAACUAUAUAUAUCGUUUUCAAUUACAAAGUGGUUUUCUAAUGGCAACUGAAGCGACUUCAAAUUAACCACGUGAAUCAGCUGUCAAAAUAUACCGGAAGUUUACAACUUCGCGACAGUACUUUGAUAUCCGUUUCGUCGGUCCAAUGAAAUCCAAUGUAACAUGAAUGCAAAAUUAUUUUAGCCAAUCAGUGAAAAUGUAAUAAAUAAGCUUUCAGACAAGAAUGUUUUUGUGUUAGGAAAAAGAAAGUGACAGAUGUCUAAGCAAAAUUAAGUCGUUUAUGAAAUUAUAUAUAAUUUAAAAAGUUAAUAAAACCAUUCCGUUUUGCUCAACAUAUAUUCAGGGUAAUAUAGGCCAAUUCGAUUUUCUAAAGAUUAUUUUCCAAGGUUUUUAGACACUUUUGAAAGAUGGGGGAUUCAGAGCCAGACACAAAACUGUGUAAUAACUGCAAGAAGCAGAUCUCGGCCAAUAAUUUUGUAAUGCACGAGAUGCAUUGUAAACGCCACAUUUCAUUGUGCGAGCAAUGUAAUGAACCUAUUCCAAAAAAUGAAAUGGAAGUACAUUAUGAAGAAAAUCAUGCCAAGAUAAAAUGUCCUAAAUGUGAAACAGAAGUUGAGAAAAUGCAUUUAGAGGAACACGAGGAAAAUUCCUGCUCAAAGAAGCCUAUGCAAUGUGUGUAUUGUGAACUGGAAUUUCCAAAAGAUAAAUUAGACUCACACCUGGACUAUUGCGGGAGUCGUACUGAGCCGUGCCCAAAAUGUGGCCAGUUUAUAAUGCUUAAAGAACAGACUAAACAUGAUGACAGUAACUGUACUUAUCCUGAAGUAAAACCUAAAAAUAAUAAUGUGGCUGAUGGGCACAGAAGGCCUGAUGAUUUCUUAGAUGAUAUAUUUAGAAGUAGGGGAGGUAACACUGGAGGUAGAAGCAUGGGACUUAACUCUGGAGGGCAUGAUUUUGGCGGAUUUGUAGAUAAUUCAUUUGGUGCUGACUAUAUAGGUUCUAGGAGGCAGGCUAAUGUUCGCCAUACUUCAAAGGUUAACAAUAAAAAACCAGCAGUUGAUAAACAUUUAGGUUCUGCAGACAGAGAGUCUGAGUAUGACAGGUUACUGGCUAUGCACCUGGCAAAGGAUCUUCAUCAAGAUAAUAGCAUGGAGGAGAUGGUUAGGGAAUUUAACAAACCACAGUCCCCUACCGUCCCUAGCUCACAAGUCAAAUAUGGACGGAACUCUCUGUCAGAAGAUCUGGUGAUGAUACCGUGUGAGUUUUGUGGUGAACCAUUUGAUGCUGAUGACCUUGUUCAACAUCAGAGCGGCUGUUCGUUGGAGCGUAUAAGUGCCAUGUUACCACAGAUGACGACAGCCAACAACGUUAGAGACGUGCCCAACAGUCAAACAAACACCGUACAACCUCCCAGUAUCAUCAACAACCUACAGGCUUAUGGUGCUGAUGAAUGGCUGGACGAUACUGCUGAAACAGGGUAUGAUAUCCCACCUGAACGAGGCUUUGAUAUACCGCCUGAACGAGGCUUUAAUAUGCCAGCUGGAACAGGUUUUGAUGUACUAGCUGGAGGUACUGGUGACGACCAGUUUCUGCCUUGUGAAUUCUGCAAUGAACUUUUCCCGUUAGAUAAUCUUAUACAGCAUCAGGCCAUGUGUGACAGAAUGACAAUGACGCCCUUGCCACCGACUCCACCACAUGAACAACGUCCAAAACCUAAAAAGAAAAAUUCACAAUCAAGUGCUCAAAGAUUGGCUGCAGACUUUCCUAACCUGAAUUCCAAACGUCAUCAGCCCCCGCCUUCCCUCUUUAGUUCACAAGUCGAUAGUGACGAAGAGGCAGCAAACGGGGCUGCUCACAGGGUGCAUAAACCGAAACCAUCAUCUAUAAACGGUACUUAUAAAUCUAAUAUCACUUCUCCUGCCAGGGAAACAAGAUCAACGUUAAAGAAAUAUGGGGUAGAAACUCCGGACAGGGGAGAUUACUACACUGGUAGAAGUUCUUUUUCCCGACAGAGUAGCGAGUCGGGGACCGAUUCCUGGCUUGAACCGAGUCAGCCCCGCAUCCAGCGGAAAUAUGCAACUGGAAAUACUAGGACAAGGAGCACAUUGGAUAACCUCUUAAAUGAUAAUACGGAAUCUUCAUCACAUGACCUUUUAGGUCAUAUAGGUGGCGCUCCGGCUAGAAGAAAAGAGGCAAGGCCUAUUCCCAGACAGAAAGCAACAGUGACAACAGGAAACACCAGAAGUACAGCAAAGGUGAGGAGUAAUAUAUCAGCCAAAGAUGUGCAAAAAGAAAUGUCAAGAUACACUGCCAGUAAUGCUUCCAGUGGUGCUGCUCAAAAUAGAUCAAGCAAGCCUAAUAUUGAGGUACGUGUCCGUCCGAACGAGGCUGAUGAAUUAUCUGACCUAGUUACCGGAUCUCGGCAACGUACUCGUGCCAACAACGUUUUCGGCGCACAAACCAAUAAAACUUCAACAAAACGGAGGACAGACAAUAGAUAAUGAAACCACAACAUUCCAUAAGAAUAAACACCUGUGAUAAUUGCCAUUUAGUGUCCCGAUACCUUUUUUAAGUGUGAUAAUACUUCACUUUUAUAUGUAAUGUAGUGUCUUAAAUCAAUGUAUAUACAUAUAUAUUCACUUUUUUGCUAAGCAACAGAGUACAGUAUUUUUUACUCCUGAUAUAAUGUAUAUGAAAUAAUAAAGUGAUUGAUAAAUAUAUUAAGAAUAACAAGGUCUAUGCAAGUCUAGGGUAGAAAUAUUUAAAGGUUUAGACUCCCUAAAUUGUGUGAUAACUAGUAAUAAAGGCAUGCUAUUAAAACAGUGUAUGUGAUUUACUGUGUUUAUCUGUUGUACAAAUUUUUUUUUUGUAUCAUAAGACUUCUGUAAAAAAAAAAAAUCGUUUUUUAUAUUAAAGUUUGCCAAGAGUUCACCAGAGGAAAUAACAAUUUGCCCCAUAUAGAUUCUGUCACAUUAGGGGUGAUUUACCCUAGGGUAGUGUCAAUUUGUCACUCUCUUAAAUAAUCAUAUGAGCUUGUUAUAAAUCAUUUAACAAUAAUAAAUGCUUACAUUAAAUGUAUGUUUUGGUGUAAUUUUAUGAUUGAAAAAUAAGCUUUAAUAUAUGGGGCAAAUUGGGCAAAUCUAUAUAGAGAGAAUUGUCAGUGGGAGAGAUUGUUAUAUAAUCUGCCGGUUGCAUUCAUUAGAGUUAAGAUUUAUUUUACAUUGUAUAUUUUGUCUACUGUGCGCCAUUCCUUUAAGUGUCAGAAAGAUGCAUUUUACAAUGUCAAGAAUGUAUGCCAUAUUUUAUAUUGUUGUGUAAAAAAAAUAUCCUAAGUAAUUAACUAGAUAAAUUUUAUGUUUUUUUUAAAUAUUCAUUUCCACACUAUUUUCUGUUAAAUUUUAAUCACUAUUCAUCCCACAUUCAUUUGACCUUUAACCUGCUUGAAAGUGAUCAGCUUUUGCUACAAGGAUAAAGCUAGGCCAGCACAUUAUACUGUUGUUAAGCUCAAUAUAUAUGAGCUGUGUCACGAGAAAACCAA